GGUCUAAACAUCGUGGCCGAAGGCCAGAGCCCUGUCGUUGACAUAGUUGCCGUGCACGGUCUAAACGGACAUCGAGACAAGACGUGGACGGCUACAAAUGGGGUGCAGUGGCUCCGUGACCUUCUUCCCAACGACAUCCCGAAUGCACGUGUCUUUUGCUGGGGAUACAAUGCAAAUACUCAUAGCAAGCACCUCAGCUGCCAAUACCUGUAUGAUCAUGCCAAGACACUAGUAUCGGAACUGUGCUUGCAAAGAGCACUCACAGGAGCACUUAUCCACUCGGAUGCCGCCCGAGAGGGCGCGUUGAAGGAGCACCGCUCGAUUAAAACAUCUACGUAUGGUAUCUUCUUCAUGGGCACGCCGCACCAGGGCGGAAACGGAGUGGAGCUUGGCAAGUUACUGUUGAACGUGGCAUCAGUAUUUGUGACAGCGGAUGAUCGCCUCAUCAAGCAUCUGGGUGAACAAUCGGAAUGGCUUCAGCAGCAGCUCGGUCAAUAUGGACCCAUCAGCCGCGACUUUGUAACAAAGUUUGCGUUUGAAGAGUACGAGACCCCAACCAUAAGGGGACAUUCUCUCUUAUUAUGUUUCUGUUUCUCAACAAGGUAUAGUCGCUUACUGUAUAGGUCGUUCCCAAAGCAUCAGCAGUUGUCCCCGGCGCAGCCGACGCUGAGCCGAUUGCCAUCCAUGCCGAUCAUAGAAACAUGGUCAGAUUCGAAUCGAAGGAGAACGGCGCUUACAAGACUAUCUCUGGGCACUUAA
This is a messenger RNA of Exserohilum turcica Et28A, 759 nucleotides long. RefSeq lists its product as uncharacterized. The transcript is spliced from 3 exons. The annotation marks the transcript as partial. The record is from RefSeq and is a predicted model, not a curated record. NCBI's taxonomy places the organism in Eukaryota, Fungi, Ascomycota, Dothideomycetes, Pleosporales, Pleosporaceae.